This is a messenger RNA of Manis pentadactyla (Chinese pangolin), 2054 nucleotides long. It is a transcript of the gene TNFAIP8, whose product is annotated as TNF alpha induced protein 8. The record is from RefSeq and is a predicted model, not a curated record. Lineage: Eukaryota; Metazoa; Chordata; Mammalia; Pholidota; Manidae. The transcript is spliced from 3 exons. Bases 366 to 944 code for a protein of 192 amino acids. Gene Ontology annotation, cellular component: cytoplasm. Gene Ontology annotation, molecular function: cysteine-type endopeptidase inhibitor activity involved in apoptotic process. Gene Ontology annotation, biological process: regulation of apoptotic process.
UCCUAGAACGCCCCGCCCCCGCGUCCUGGCUCAUUUUCUCCCGCCGGCUCCCGCCCGCGCUCGGCUGAUCCGUCCGCGGGAGUCCGCGAGCGUCCGAGCGGCUAGGGAACUCCGCGCCGUGCGAUCGCCCAGCUUCGCCUCUCAGUGUCCCGACGCACCGCGCUCCUUCCUCCGACUCAUGGUGGGUGUUUUUGAAGAACAGUAUACAUUCUUUUGAAAUAUUCUCGGGAAGGAUGGACUCUUCAUAAAGGCGAUACAGAUGCCAGAGAACACAUAUCCACAGGGCGAUUGUGUGGGUUCCUCCGGGGUGAGUGGCUCUGCCAGGACGCCGUGAAGCGGACCUUCAGACUGAGUGCAGGGGGACGAUGCUGAAACUAGUGGCCACGGAUGUCUUUAACUCCAAAAACCUGGCCGUUCAGGCCCAAAAGAAGAUCUUGGGUAAAAUGGUAUCCAAAUCCAUUGCUACUACCUUAAUCGAUGACACCAGCAGUGAGGUGCUUGACGAGCUGUACAGAGUGACUAAGGAAUACACCCAAAACAAGAAGGAGGCUGAGAAGAUCAUCAAAAACCUCAUCAAGACAGUCAUCAAGCUGGCUAUUCUUUACAGGAAUAAUCAGUUUAAUCAAGAUGAGCUGGCAUUGAUGGAGAAGUUUAAGAAGAAAGUUCAUCAACUUGCAAUGACCGUGGUCAGUUUCCACCAGGUGGAUUACACCUUUGACCGGAACGUGUUGUCCCGGCUUCUCAAUGAGUGCAGAGAGCUGCUCCACCAAAUCAUUCAGCGCCACCUCACUGCAAAGUCACACGGACGGGUCAAUAAUGUCUUUGAUCACUUUUCAGAUUGUGAUUUCUUGGCGGCUUUAUAUAACCCCUUUGGAAAUUUUAAACCCCACUUGCAAAAACUUUGUGAUGGUAUCAACAAAAUGUUGGAUGAGGAGAACAUAUGAGUAUGUGAAUUAAGAUUGUGACUGCUCAUGAUUUAUUUGAAGAUGGAGCGCUGCUGAUUUAUGAAGGAAAACAUAAUUUUGUCAAGAUUACACAUAUUUCAGAAAGACUUUGCCCAAUUCAGUUGUCAGACAUUAACAAUAAUGUUUUAUGAGGCUCGUUAUAUUUGAAGAAAAAGCAUUUUGCCAAAAACUCUGGUGAAAAGAGUCCUAACAGUUAACAGAUCACGGGAAAGAUGUAUGGUUGCCUAAUGCAAAAAUAGAGUUAUGCAAAGAAAACUGUGUGGCUUCAAACCUCAAGACACCUCUUUUAGGGCAGUUGUUGUGUUGGUGGCACAUUGGAUAUUUCUAACGUGUACAGAGCUAUGUACUUUGAUUCGCUUAUAUUCCUUACUAUAUAUAUGUACCUCUUUUAAAAAGCCAAGAGCUCUUUCUUGCUGUCCUUGUUCCUUUGAAAACAAUUCCAUUUUCAAGUUUGCCUUUUGUUAAAGAUUCUUUUUUAAAGAUUUUGUCACUGACAUUCAAGAAUUCAGACAAAUUGAACCCUCAGAAAAAUAGAAAAUGGCUUCUCUAACCAAUAAUGUAGAAACCGACUAUAUUUGACAUUAUGAGUAAUGUCUAAUAUAAGAAUAUGCUUCUGGAUUCAAGUCCUGUUUUUCAGUACCGACAGUGAUACUACCCAAAUCAUGGUAAUUCCCCAAAAUGGAAUGGCAUGUCAAUUGCUUUGAAAUGAUUGCUGAGGGCUUAACUUUCUUUCAAGCAUGUUAUCUUGGAAAUGUGCUGAUGGAAUCUUCAUUUUUAAUAUCCAUUUCAAAUGUAAGAGACAAAAAAAUCUAGAUUGUUCUUGAUAUUGAGACAAAACAUAAGUGUUAUUAAGAAAGAUGAAACAAUCUUUAUUACAAGAUGAGCCCAUCAAAAUAAUUUAGAGGGAUGAGGGGCAAAGGGAAGAAAGGAUUUUGCCACAGAACAUGAGAGUGAAAAUUAAUGCAUUUCAAUGUUCAGUAAGAUUUGUUAGGUAAAUAAAGAAUGUCACUUUUUUAUUUAACUGAUAAGGUUUUGCUAUUUUGUUACUUGCUAUUUUGAUGAGUAAACCAAAGAAUAUUUGCAUUCUGA